CGACAGGCGGCCAGUCAGUGCUGGUUUGCAGGAGCUGCAGUUCCACAGCGCAGGCUCUUACUGCAGGCACACAAGUACUGAAGACAUUUAGCUCACUGAAUGCAACAAUCUGCACGCCGGCAUUUUACUGUAUGAGUGGGGUUUCUAUCGCGCUGUGGUUAAUAAGUUAAUGAUAAGUUAGUGGUUCAGGGUUAGAGCGCUAACCCGAGCCAAACUAGACGGACAAAUCACACAGCGCUUCGCUGACAUUUUAAUCAACCGGUGUCGUGCUGACUCUCAGUCGGUAACAGUGGAGUUGGCGGUUUCCUGCAUUGAACGCACGCAGGAGGGGUUGAUGUGACAGUGUGUGGGGAACUGCAAGAUGCAGGAGCACUGAGGACGCACACUCUCGCCAUGGCGUGUCCCCCAUCCCCUUCCCCUGUUUAAGAGCACCAUCUGUCCAGCAUCUUGUCUCUGGGGCUUCAGAGUGGAGCCCCACACCUCAACCCACUCCAGUUUCAGUCUUGUGUGUUUGUAUGUGCAGAAAGUGUGUGCGAGUUGGGUUCUAGCUGCUUUUCUGAAGGAAGAUGUCUAUGGUAUUGCCCCUGGAUGGGGUGAGAGAGGUGGAGAGCGUGCUGGUUACUGAAACUCCUGCUGCCAGCCGCUGUAAAGGAACCUCAACCACACUGAGCAAAGACAACAACGUUGAGAACAAUGGCGCGGAGCCCGACGACAACCUCGCACAAGACACACAGAAACGCUGUCAAAAUCAUGGCCAUAGCAGGAAAAGAGCCAAGUCCAAUGCCAAGCUAAAGCUGGUGAGGAGUCUCGCGGUGUGUGAGGAGUCAUCAGGCAUGUUUUCUACUGAUGGACCUGUCGAGAGUCAGGAUAUUAUUCAGCUCCACAUCAGCUGUCCGUCAGACAAAGAGGAAGAGAAGUCUUCGAAAGAUGAGUAUGAGAGCGAGGAGAGGGAGAAGAAGGACAAGACUCCACACAAGAUGCUCUCGCGUGACUCCAGCCAGGAGUACACAGACUCCACAGGCAUCGAUGUGCACGAGUUCUUGGUGAACACACUGAAAAACAACCCCAGGGACAGAAUGAUGCUGCUGAAGUUGGAACAAGAUAUACUGGAGUUUAUUAAUGAUGAUAACAAUCAGUAUAAGAAGUUCCCCCAGAUGACCUCAUACCAUCGCAUGCUGCUACAUCGAGUCGCAGCUUACUUUGGCAUGGACCACAAUGUGGACCAAACCGGCAAAGCAGUCAUCAUCAAUAAGACGUGCAACACCCGCAUCCCUGAGCAAAGGUUUUCCGAGCACAUUAAAGAUGACCGAACCAUGGAUUUCCAGAAGAAGUUCAUCUUGAAGAGGGAUGAUGCAAGCAUGGACAAAGAUGACAACCAGAUUCGGGUUCCUCUGCAGGACGGCCGUCGUAGUAAGUCCAUCGAGGAGAGAGAGGAGGAGUAUCAGCGUGUCAGAGAUCGAAUCUUUGCUCGGGAAUCUUCUCAAAACGGAUACCUCAACGAGAACAGACUUUCCACUGAAGGCUACUCCUCUUCCUCCCAAAGGAGGAGGCAAAUCUUUAGGGGGAAUAAAGAGAGCUCGAGCCGGCCAUCGAGCAGUCGUCAAAGCAGCACUGACAGCGAUAUGAAGAGUCUGGAGCCGCGUCCAUGGAGCAGCACGGACUCUGAUAGCUCAAACCGCACACUCCGGCCUCCCGUUACCAAGGCCAGCAGCUUCAGCGGCAUCUCCAUCCUCACACGCGGAGAUAGUCUGGGUAGCAAAGGCUCACAGGGCAGUGCAAGGGGCUCACGCACAGGUCUUCCUCUUGUAACUACAGAGGCUUGCCCACAGCCACUUCAGCAGAGCCGCACUCUUCUGCCCUGUCCAUCCAGCUGCCCCUCCAAUGUUCCUCAGAGCCAGGCUCCACCACCACCACCUCCACAAACGGCUCUGCUGCCCACCCCUACUCACACUCACACGCACUCUCACCCACAGCACCCCAUCGGCAGCCAUAGCCAUAAUCACAUGCUGCCACAGGCUGAGGAGUUGACUCCAGGUUUUGGACAGAUGUCUUUGAGCCGUCAGGGCUCCAGCGAAGCUCCCGAGCCACCAGGACUCUAUCAGCCUCCACCUGCCGUGUUAUCCCAGCAUCCUCCGCCACAGCCAGGCUACAUUAUUGCCCCACCUCCGUCCAGCUAUCAGCCACCCACGGCCCAUCCGCACCCUCCUCCACCAGCUCCACCCCCAACUCAGCCUGUACUGCAGACAGCUCCACCUGCACAGGGCUACAUGCAGCCCCCUCCACCACCACAGCAGAUCCAGGUGCAGUAUUAUUCUGCUGGUGGACAGUAUCCAAGUUCAGGACAACAGUACAGGUCCAUGUCUCACCAGGUGUCAUACCCUGCUCAGCGCUCUCAGCCCAUGCCACCACAAGCACAGCCCACUGCUCCUCUCCAGCCCAUUAUGGCCAGUCAGCAGCCAGCAUACCAGGGAAUGAUGGGAGUUCAGCAACCACAGAGUGCCAGUAUCAUGAAUUCUCAACGUCCAGGCAUGAGUGGACAGAUACAAGGCAUGGUGGUACAGUACACACCAAUGCCCUCCUAUCAGGUGCCUGUAGCUAAUGAAACCCAGCCUGUGGUGCAGCAGCAGUACCAGCAGCCUGUCAUGGUGCCAGUUAGCCAGUCUGUACAGGGUGCAAUACCAGCUGCCCCACCCAUGCCAGUCUACUAUAGCGUCCUGACGCCAACACAACAGAACAGCACAAGUCCAUCUGUGGGCUACCUGCAGCCUCCCAGUUCAGAUCAGUACCAGAUGACUCAGUCCCCUUCCCCCUGCAGUCCUCAGCAGAUACAGCAGCAGUAUUCAGGAGUGCCAGCUCCUGGUCCAAGUGUUAUGGUGAUGCAAUUGAGUGUUCCAAAUGGGCCACAGCCUACCCAGAAUCCUCCCAUGGUGCAGUGGAAUCCCUGCAAGUAUUACAGUGUGGAACAGAGACCCAGCAAACCUGAGCCGCAGGUCAGCACUCAGCUGAGUAGUCCACUGGCAUCUCCUACUCAGUCACCCACUCCCACUCCAUCGAGUAGUGGAAACAAUGUGUGUCCUGGCCUCGGACCACUGCCUCUCAUUUCCCAGUUCCCACGGCCUGGCGGACCUACACAAGGAGAUGGGCGAUAUUCGUUACUGGGGCAGCCUCUGCAGUACAGCUUGUGUCCUCCAACCAUCAUGCACAACCAUAGUCAAUCUUCCUACAGCUCCCACCAGAGCUCAGGAGUGAUAAAGCAUGGAGCCCGAGGAAAGAAACAGACACUAAAAUCUGCCUCUACAGAUCUAGGCACUACUGACGUGGGUAUGGCCCACACACAAAGUAAAUUGGUGAGUCGUGUGCUGGAGGUUACAGACCUGCCUGAGGGCAUCUCUCGCCCAGAGGCCGAGAAGCUCUUCAACCAGCUCUCAAUGUGUGGGGCCAAGAUCCAGUGGCUGAAGGAGCCGCAGGCAUCCCGGGGAACUGGCACUACCCCAGCACAUGGAGCUGGAGGGGGCGGGGCAGUAGGAAAGGGUGACCCCCACGACCCAGCACACCUCUACACCGUGGUGGCAGUGUUCCCCAACACCAUGGCUGCACAGAGCGCUUCCUUUAAGCUCAACAACAGUGGAGGGAGUCUGUUCAAACUGCGCGCUGCCAAAAAGAACUAUGACCUGCGCGUACUAGAGAGAGCUAGCUCACAGUGAGGAAAGAGGGAGGGGGGAGAGAAGAGUGGGGUGGAAGAUUGGAGAGAAAAGAGAGAUCAUACUGAUUUUCUCAGUCUUUGUUUUUUGUAUCAUUACGCAAAGAGGACAUAACACAUGUAAGCAUGUGCACCUCUGUUGUACCUCUGUAUAUAUAAUUCCUUAUGUACACACAGAGGCGCACAUACUUGCGCACGCACACAGCCAUGCACUGGACAGAGGGUGUUGGACAGGCUCCUCCCCAUCUUUUUCUGUCUCUCUUCAUUUUUCAUCCUGUCUCUCCUUCAGUCAUCAUAGGCCUCUCUCUCUCUUUUUCUUCCCCCCCUUGUCUGUUUUUUCUGCACUUUCAAGAUGGCUUUCUCUCUCUCUCUCUCGCUUUCCGUUUGCCUUAAUGCUGUUGUGGACUUCUGUAUUGCGCUGUUCUUUCUCAUAUUUUCUCUCUCUCUCUCUCUCUCUCUCUUUUUCUCUCUCUCUCACAGAUGAAAUAUUGAAAUAUUGUUCCUCUUUUGUUCGAUAUAUUUAUAUAAGUGAUGUAAGGAUUAUAAGAAAUCUAUAUAUUCAGUGACACCCCCCACCCCUCAGUGGAUAAGUUAAAGUUCCUUUACAACCUGUUCCCAUCCAUGUCUUUCCUCCCUUUUCCUUAUUUCCCCCACACUUCCUCAUCCCUUCCUCCUUCAUCUUUGUGUUUUGCAUCUUUUUUUUUUGUGACAGCUGUGCAGAAAGUUAUCUGAGGUAUUUAAGUGCACAAAGAUUGCAAAUGUCUACUGUAAAUUCCAUUAA
This is a messenger RNA of Neoarius graeffei (lesser salmon catfish), 4481 nucleotides long. RefSeq names its product R3H domain-containing protein 2. NCBI's taxonomy places the organism in Eukaryota, Metazoa, Chordata, Actinopteri, Siluriformes, Ariidae. The record is from RefSeq and is a predicted model, not a curated record. The transcript has 25 exons. Gene Ontology annotation, molecular function: nucleic acid binding. The coding region runs from base 567 to 3704 and encodes 1045 amino acids.